AAACUCCUCCUUUGUCUUUUGAGACCAGUAAAAAAGACUUCUCCUUUUGCUCUCUCCUGUCCCGUCGAUCUCCGUCUUCCCCAUCCCCAAUCCCUCACGCGCGUCCGCCUCGCCGCCGGCCCGCCGGGAAGAUGGCCGCGUCGGGGUCCGGGUCCGGGUCCGGCCAGAUCCAGCCGCUCAAGAUCCCGGACGCCGUCGUCGCGCUCGCGCAGGCCGCCGCCAAGGCCAACAACAGCAGCAACACCGCCGCCGCCGACGCCACCGACAAAUAUCUCCCCGGGUGGCCGCUCUUCUCGCCGCCCAAGAUGCAGCUGACCAAGUGCGCCAAGUGCCCCCGGGAGUUCUGCUCCUCCGUCGCCCUCCGCCGCCACACCCGCGUCCACCGCCGCGCCCUCAAGAUCGACAAGGAUUUCCCCAAGAACAGAGACCACCUUGCUGCAUUCUGGGACAAGCUCACGGUGGACCAGGCCCAAGCGAUACUGUCCUUGGAGGGCGUGGCUAUAGAGGAGACCAGCGCUUUGUUCAUUUUGACAUCGUUGUCGUCGUGGAUGUGUAAGCCAGGGUACGCUUCGUUGCCGCUGCCAUAUGCCAGAGCCGGCAAUGAACUCCUGGACCUUAUUCAGACCGCAGCCUCAAGACUACCCAUCUCAUCAAAUGAACUGUUUAUCAUGCUCGACGAAGCAAGCGAGAACACAUUUCUUUGUACCAACGCAGCCGACGCUGCCUGUGUUCAGAAGUUUUUGUUUGACGGGGAGGUUGACAAAGUCGCGACGGAGUUGAAAAACGUUGUUGCGUGCACUAGUUACAUCCUUGAACAGAAGCUGGUUGAAGCAUGGUCAGCUGAUAAGGCUGCUGAAGCGUUAAGAUGCCAGAAGUUGCUUGUUGAGGAAGAGGACGCUGCUCAGAAAAGGCAAGCUGAAAUCAUAGAAAGGAAGCGGAUGAAGAAACUGAGACAGAAAGAACAGAGACUGAAAGACCUCAAGGACGAGGGUACCACGGUCCAGUUACCUGAAGCGGUGGAUGGUGCGCCGAGCUCUCCUGGGAUUCAGAGUCUCGAGGCUACUUCAGGCCCUGGCCUCCACGAGCAAGAAGAUUCACAGUAUCUUCAAUUGUCAGCACCAGUGCCUUCAGAGGACAAUGAUUACAAUGGAGAAGAUGCCAAUUGUGGUUCGGGACAAGAAAUGGAUACUGGUGCCGUUUUCAGGGAACAAGCCAUGGCAACAAGCAAUCUCGACAGGAUAGAAAACCUUCCCCCAAAUAGUACUGUCUCGGGUUCUUCUGCGACUGCGUCGAAGCAUCCAUCUUCAUCGUCAGUAAGGCACUCACGUCACAGGGAGCCAAAUGCCGGUGCAGCGACAAACAAAAGCAAGACCUGGGCAUGGAAGGUGCGAACUGGUGUUGAAGAACGGUGCCCAAAAGGCGAGCCAGAUGUAGAUGCUAACCAAGAGACGGCUCCUCUCAACACGGACAAGAACUCGCAAGUGCUGAUAGGAUCCAUAAGCGUUGCGAUCGAAGGCGGUGGCAGCUGCUCGGAGGAUUCCAAGGAUUACCACCCAGCUCCUCCUGAAUCUGAUUUGAACACUCUGAACGAUCCAGUGGCCGAGGCGAUGCAGCCAAUCAGCCAUGAUGAGAACGGAUGCGAAGACGCUAACGCAGCAGAGGAUCACUCUCCCUCUAGUGUCGUGACAGAUGAAAGCGGCUGCGACGCAGAGGCGGCAGAGGGCGGAAGCCUACGACGCGGCUCCGUUUCUUCCGGUCAGGAAGCGGCGGCCUUCCUUUCUCAAAGAUGGAAGGAAGUCAUGGCUGGGGAUCAUGUGAAGCUUGUUCUUUCUUCUCUUCCAAUUCCAUUCCAUUCGUCGGAGAGAGAGGAGAAGAUGCUGUCGUGGAAGUUCAGCCGGAAGGGCGCCACGGGCUUCUCCUGGGCCUCCACCGCCGACGAGGUCACCGCCGGCGUCACCGCCUCUGGCCUCACCGCAAUAGUCACCGGUGCGUCGAGCGGGAUCGGCGCGGAGACGGCGCGCGUGCUGGCCGCGCGCGGCGCCCACGUCGUCAUGGCCGUCCGCAACCUCGCCGCCGGCGACACCGUGCGCCAGGCCGUCCUCGCCGAGACCCCCGCCGCCAGCGUCGACCUCAUGGAGCUCGACGUCUCCUCCCUCGCCUCCGUCCGCAACUUCGCCGCCGACUUCGCCGCCAGGGGCCUCCCGCUCAACAUCCUCGUCAACAACGCGGGAAUAAUGGCGACCCCUUUCACCCUCUCAAAGGAUGGCAUCGAGAUGCAGUUUGCGACUAACCACGUCGGGCAUUUUCUUUUGACACAUCUUGUGCUGGACACCAUGAAGAAGACCUCUCGCGAAUCAAACGUGGAAGGAAGAAUCGUCAUUGUUGCCUCGGAGGGGCACAGGGUUACGUACAAGGAAGGCAUCCGUUUCGCCAAGAUAAAUGAUGAGCAAGGGUAUGGCACCCUUGCAGCAUAUGGGCAGUCCAAGCUUGCCAACAUUUUACACGCCGGUGAACUUGCCAGGAGAUUUAAGGAAGAGGGUGUUAACAUCACUGCCAACUCCCUGCAUCCUGGAUCCAUCCUCACAAACCUUCUUCGCAACCGCGGCAUCAUAUAUGCCUUUGCCUCUGUGUUUGCAGCCAUCGAGCGGACGCUUGGUAAACUGCUGCUCAAGAACAUCCAGCAGGGGGCUGCGACGCAGUGCUACUUGGCGCUGCACCCGGACGCCAAGGGGGUGUCGGGCAAGUACUGGUGCGACAGCAACCUGUACGAGCCGAGCGACAAGGCCAAGGACGCGGAGCUGGGGAAGAAGCUAUGGGACUACACCCUCGACCUCGUCGCCUGACGUGAAGAAUACCUUAUCUGGUUUGGUUUGGUUGAUGGAUGGAUGCGUGCGUCAUGUGCAUGUACUCCCGAUAUGGAGAGAUGAGAUGAAGGAUGAGGGGACGACGAAAUGAAUCCCUCCCCAGGACGUCGAUGCGGUAUCUAUCUGGGCUGUGAGAUACUCAUACUCUUUUCUGCGGUUCCUGUGUAUUGUAUACAUACGGGGAUGAAAUCAGAAUGAAAUACACAAUAUAUUUUAAUUAUGUAUGUGAUGUAUAUGUCCA
Triticum aestivum (bread wheat) is the source of this 3105-nucleotide messenger RNA. RefSeq lists its product as uncharacterized. The transcript has 17 exons. Bases 132 to 2843 code for a protein of 903 amino acids. Lineage: Eukaryota; Viridiplantae; Streptophyta; Magnoliopsida; Poales; Poaceae. The record is from RefSeq and is a predicted model, not a curated record.